AUGAAGGCCUUCCAGCACCUCACUCUCCUCAUCACCCUCGCCGCUGGGGGUGUGCUUGCCCUGCCCUCCGUGGCUGAGGAUGUAACUGGACUCACGACCAUCACCAGCGGGACCGACGUCUUCACGGGUUAUAACGUUGAGAACGAGUCCGGCAUCGAAGCACGCUGCUCCGGAACCCGCCUCCCUAAGUCCGACUGCGACCCGGGCAAAUGCCAGUGCGCUGGCAACUACGGGUGCUGGGGCUGCAACGGUGGACGCGUGCAGUGCCAGCCUGGCCCCGGCUCGGGCGUCUGCUGGACUUGA
Molecule: messenger RNA, 303 nt
Organism: Anthostomella pinea
Lineage: Eukaryota; Fungi; Ascomycota; Sordariomycetes; Xylariales; Xylariaceae
Source: the annotation of a GenBank genome assembly